This is a messenger RNA of Venustampulla echinocandica, 1587 nucleotides long. RefSeq lists its product as uncharacterized. Gene Ontology annotation, molecular function: metalloaminopeptidase activity; manganese ion binding. Gene Ontology annotation, cellular component: mitochondrion. The coding region runs from base 1 to 1587 and encodes 528 amino acids. The record is from RefSeq and is a predicted model, not a curated record. The transcript has 3 exons. NCBI's taxonomy places the organism in Eukaryota, Fungi, Ascomycota, Leotiomycetes, Helotiales, Pleuroascaceae.
AUGAAGCUGGCAAGACCUGUUUUGCAUCGAUUGCAAAACCUACGCCCAGCUGUUCUGGGGGCUCCAGUGGCGGAGCACUUUAAUCGGCCUUAUGCGUCGAUCGCAUCAUCCGCGAAAUUACCAUUGCAAGCCGACCAUUACAUUCAUGGCGCCUCUCAACGUUUGUCCAGGCCAGCGGCGGUGAAAAAUAGAACCCGAAAACCUAGUAACUCAAGAAGAGGUUAUGCUUCGGUAUCUGCUGCUGAGUUGCAGUUUGGACAGCCGGUACACGAGACACAUCCGCAUCUGCUUCGAGCAGGAGAACUCACGCCUGGAAUAUCGGCACAGGAAUAUGCGGAUCGGAGGUCGAAACUAGCCGCAAGUCUCCCUGACAAUGCCAUAGCGAUACUGGCAUCGUCUGAUACGAAAUACCGGUCCGGCGCGGUGUUCUAUGAGUUCCACCAAGAACCCAAUUUUCUCUAUUUGACAGGAUUCAACGAACCUGAUGCCGUAGCGGUCAUCCAGAAAACCGGAUCAUCAGGAGACUAUAUCUUCCAUCUAUUCCUCCGGCCCAAAGAUGCUUGGGCGGAAAAAUGGGACGGGGCUCGGUCUGGAGAGCAGGCCGCGUUAGAUGUCUUCAACGCUGAUGAGUCGGGGGAUAUCAACAACCUACAUUCGCUGCUACCGCCCCUUAUUAAUGGCGCUAGCGAAGUCUAUACAGACAUUGCUAAGUGCUCUGGGUUUGGACGGUUUUUCCGGGACCAGAACUCACCCCCAAAUGACUUUCAAAAGAUGAUCAAAGAUGCCACUGUAAAACCACUAAAACCUUUGAUGAACGAACUAAGGGUUGUCAAGAGCCAAUCAGAAAUUACCAACAUGCGUAUUGCUGGCAAAAUAUCCGGAAGGGCAUUUACAAAUGCCAUGCGCCGCCCAUGGAAUAAAGAGAAGGAUCUCGGCGCCUUCUUGGAAUAUGAUUUCAAGCAAGGUGGUUGCGAGGCUAGUGCCUAUGUCCCAGUCAUUGCAGGGGGGCAGAAUGCCUUGAGUAUCCAUUAUGUCCGGAAUAAUGACGUCCUCAACGAAGGUGAAAUCGUGCUUGUUGACGCAGGCGGCGAAUAUGGAGGAUAUAUUGCGGAUAUCACGAGGUCAUGGCCAAUCAAUAGGAAGUUCUCAGACGCCCAAAGAGAUCUCUAUGAAGCCAUACUCCGGGUCCAGAGAAGUUGCGUGUCACUGUGCAGGGAGGACGCAGAUAUGACAUUGGACAAGAUCCAUCAAAUUGCUGAGCGUGGUUUAACAGAUUCGUUGAACCAGAUUGGAUUUAACCUUAAGGGAGAUGACAUCCGCACUCUCUUCCCUCACCACAUCGGUCACUAUAUUGGACUGGACGUCCACGAUUGUCCAGGUUUCUCGCGGUCAGUCCCGCUAAAGUCAGGGUACUGUGUAACUGUAGAGCCUGGAAUAUAUGUCCCCGAUGAUGACAAAUGGCCUGAGCAUUUCAGAGGAAUGGGCAUCAGGAUAGAGGACAGUGUCUGUGUUGAGGAAGAAACCCCACUGGUUUUAACAACCGAAGCAGUGAAGGAAAUUGUGGAUAUAGAGGCACUACGAAACUGA